GGCACGUAGAGCGGAGCUUCCUGGGUUGGAGCCUGACAGUCCAGGCGACAGUUUGGUGUCCUGUCGUCUUUUGCAUCACCCCGAGGGAGUCAAUUUUCAGCCAGAACACAAGAAAUCCUGGCUCAUGGCGUUCAGGAAGGCCCUGAGACGGACGGCGGUGGUAGGAGGCGGGGUGGUGGCUGCGGGCUUCGGCCUGUCACAGUUCUUGGAGUACAGGAGGACCCAGCCCGGAUUGGCUCGAUUGGCUCACGUGGCAGCCGAGGCAGAGCUGAAGGUCCCUUUCGUGGACGAGCUUCCUUCCAGGGAGACCCAGCUUGCAACUCUGCGAGACACUCCAGAGUUUGAUGUUCUGGUUGUAGGAGGGGGGGCCACAGGCGCCGGAUGUGCCUUAGAUGCCGUCACCCGCAACCUCAAAACUGCUCUAGUAGAAAGAAGCGAUUUCUCUUCUGGGACAAGCAGCCGGAGUACAAAGCUCAUCCACGGUGGAGUUCGUUACCUCCAGAAGGCUAUAAUGCAGCUAGACUAUGAACAGUACAUGAUGGUAAAAGAGGCUUUGCACGAGAGAGCCAAUCUGCUGGAGAUUGCCCCUCACCUGUCAGCACCAUUACCCAUAAUGCUUCCUGUUUACAAAUGGUGGCAGUUGCCUUACUACUGGGCAGGAAUAAAGAUGUAUGACUUGGUGGCUGGGAUCUACUGCUUGAAGAGUAGCUACGUCCUGACGAAGUCCAAAGCCUUGGAACAUUUCCCAAUGCUGAAGAAGGACAAGCUGGUAGGGGCCAUCGUAUACUAUGAUGGACAGCAUAACGAUGCCCGAAUGAACCUGGCCAUUGCGCUGUCUGCCGCUCGCCAUGGCGCGGCCGUUGCCAACUACACAGAGGUUGUCCGCCUUCUGAAAACCAAAGAUCAGCAGACUGGCAAGGAGAAAGUGUGCGGCGCCCGCUGCAGGGACAUCAUCACAGGAAAGGAGUUUGACGUGAGGGCCAAAUGUGUGAUCAAUGCCACUGGACCCUUCACUGACUCUCUGAGGCAGAUGGACAAACAGGAGAUCUCCAAUAUCUGCCAGCCAAGUGCGGGGGUCCACAUCGUCAUUCCGGGAUACUACAGCCCUGACAACAUGGGCCUGUUGGAUCCAGCCACGAGCGACGGCCGUGUCAUCUUCUUCCUGCCCUGGGAGAAGAUGACCAUCGCUGGGACCACCGAUUCACCCACCAACGUAACAGCCCACCCCAUUCCAGGGGAAGACGACAUCAACUUCAUCUUGAGGGAAGUUCGCAACUAUCUCAGCCCAGACGUGGAAGUGCGGAGGGGAGACGUGCUGGCAGCUUGGAGCGGCAUCCGCCCCUUGGUGACCGAUCCCAGCUCCAAGGACACCCAGUCAAUCUGCAGGAACCACAUAGUAUCCAUCAGUGACAGUGGGCUGGUCACUAUUGCAGGUGGGAAGUGGACGACCUACCGAUCCAUGGCAGAGGAGACUCUAGAUGAAGCAAUUAAAUCCCACAGCCUCUCAGCUCAACCUUGUAGGACUGUGGGUCUGAUGCUGGAGGGGGCCAAGGGCUGGACCCCAACCCUCUACAUCCGUCUGGUGCAGGACUACGGCCUGGAGAAGGAGGUCGCUCAGCAUCUGGCCUCAACCUACGGCGGGAAAGCGUUCGACGUUGCCAAAAUGGCAAAGGUUACAGGCCAGAGGUGGCCCAUCGUUGGGAAACGUCUGGUGUCCGAGUUCCCCUACAUCGAAGCAGAGGUGCUGUACGCGAUCAAGGAGUACGCCUGCACCGCCAUUGACGUCAUCGCUCGGCGCACAAGGCUGGGCUUCCUGAACGUGCAGGCGGCGGACGAAGCGCUCCCCCGGAUUGUCCACAUCAUGGGCAAAGAGCUGAACUGGAGUCAAGAGAAGAGGACGGAGGAGCUGGAAGCAGCAAAGAAGUUUCUGUACCAUGAGAUGGGCUACAGGUCUCGAUCGGAGCAGCUUACCAAGACAUCAGAGAUCAACCUGGACUACCAGGAAGUUGUCAAGUACAAGAACCGGUUCCAUAAAUUUGACAAAGAGUCCAAAGGCUUCAUCACUACAGUUGAUGUCCAGCGAGUCUUAGGGAGCAUCAAUGUUCACAUCGACGAGAACGCACUCCAUGAAAUCCUUAACGAGGUGGACCUCAAUAAGAACGGACAGGUGGAAAUCGACGAGUUCCUGCAGCUGAUGAGCGCCGUGAAGAAAGGACACGUGUCCGACAGCCGCCUGGCCAUCCUCAUGAAGACGGCCGAGGAGACGCUGGAGCAGAGAGGGCCGGUGACGGUGGACCGUAGCGGCGGUGGAGUCUGAGCCUCAGAGGCUGUAUGCAAAUGGUCGCAUUUGAAUCACAAUAAGGCAAUCAGACUCGCAGCGGGACGAGCUUGACCGAAUCAGGGUGUGAGGGGUUGGGGGGGGUUGGAUCUAAUGAUUGAAGUCAGGGAGAUAAUUCUUGUGCUUCUGAGGGCAUAAAACGUUUCAUCGCAGAUUUCGAAACAAAAAAAACAACCUUUUUGACAUUUUGCCGUUUCCAGAAUCGCUCCAUAUUUUAGCGAUCAGCACUGAUUGUAGAUUAGAAACAUUUCAGAUCAGCUUUCAGGCCUUUUUUUUUAUUUUUGAAGCUGCAACAAUUUCAAUCAAUCCAGAUGUUUCCACCAGGAAAUUAAAAGUUAACCCAACUACACAUGUUUUAUGAUUAAAAGGGGAAAUAUUCACAAUAUUCAAAAGAAAAAACAGACGGAUUUGUUUGGAUGAAUCCUUUGAUGGAUUAAAACUUGUUCUGGAGCUUUUUCUCUCUGCUGCUCUGUUGGAAUUGAUCAGAAACUAACACAUAACAAAUCCUCACUUAUUUUGCCUUUAAUGUAAAUCAUAAGCAAAAUGCUGCAGAUGUUAGGAGGUAAAGACUUUGUAACAAAUGCAGGCUGGGUUUUGGAGGAGAGGAAUUAAGGAUUUUUAGAUUUUCAUUUUUUUUUUAUCAAUAUAAAUAUUAAAGAAACGUUUCAGCCAAAUAUUAUUGUUCUUUAAGGCAAAUAAAGCUUUUACUAGGGUUUUUAGUGUUUAUUCUAUGUUUAACAGAGAAAGAAAACAUGUUUUCUUGAUGAAAAACACAAUUCUUCACCGCCCUCUACAAGAAAUUUGAUAGAUGACUAAAGAAGCUCAAAUUAGAUAAUUUUGUCUCUUUGUUCAAUUUUCUUUUUUUAAACUUCCUUAUCAAAGAAAAUAAAGAUGCUUUCUUGCUUGGAGCUACAGAACAGAGCAGAUAAACAUCCAUCGUUGCGUCGCCGGGUCUUGACCACCGUUUGACCCGGCGUACAAAUUUUGGAAUUUUUUAUUUAUUUUUUUUAAUUCCCAAAACGCAUUUUGGUUUGAACGCAUCUUAAGGCCAAGCCUUAAGCCAGAAAUCCUAACUUUCACAACAGAAUCCUUAUUUUUCCAUAAAUUUGUAAUCUUUUUAAGUUUUUAACAUUUUUAUACGAACAUCGAAUAUUUAAAUAAUAAUCACAGCUGGUAUUUCCCGAUCCUUGCAGUGUUUAGCAUUGCCAUUUGUGUUUAAUGUGGCUCCUACCUGCUAGCAAGUCGCUAAUAAAUAAAUGAUCUUAAACUCUCUUUAAUGAAAAGCUGUUGUUCAAAAAUGACGAGGCUGAGCUUUAUAACUAGAAGCACAUUUAAACUUUAAAAGUUCCUCAAGCACUCCUGAUGCUCUAAUUUACUUUUUGUACCUUUACCUGCUUAUCCUGCCUAGAAGCUGCAGCCACUAAGGAAGUUUACAGGCUUUUCAUAUUUUUCUACUGAUUAUUUAUUCUUUAUUCGCACUACAGCUGCCUGUAGUUCACUGAGAUUAUAUUUAAGUAUAAAAUAUGAGGAAUGGUGGAGGUUUUAUUUUAAAGCAAAACGACUACUUUUAAUAGUGGAAAGUAUGAGCUAAUAUGGGGUUCCAAAAGUGUCAAGAUUUUAUUUAAAAAAAGCAAAACAUAAACUAUCUGAAUGUCAUCAUUAGAAAUAAUAAAUGUGUCUAAAAGGUUUGAAAACAAAUAGUUUUAAUAUAAAACUGAAAUAAACACAUUAAAUGUAAUAUAUGAGUGAACAUAAAGCUCCAUUCAAUGGUUUAAAUAUUUAUUUCAUUAUUUUUAUGGUUCAUUCUAUGCAAAAAUAACUUCCACCGUCAGAUCAACUGCACACAUCUAAGGCUUCACUGGCCCCGCCCGCAAUAUAAAUGUAAACAUUGUUGCACAUCUUUUUACAAUAAAUCAAAUUGAUUUAUAAAUUAGAUAUAAAAUUUUAGUUAAAAAAAAGCAUAUUUUUGUAAUAUAAUAUAUGUAGCUAACAAGUAUACAUUUAAUAUGAAUGUUAUUUUUUAUUGAUUUAUAUUUUCAGUGAAACGUGGCAUGUUUGUACCCCCAUAUGAAUGCCGUUAAUUGUAACCAUAAAUGUUUUUUAUUACUCUUUCUAUUUGCAUGCUUCUGGUCGAGAACAAAGAUUCUGCAUGUUGGCUGACGUCUUACUGCUUAUGCAACUUUUUUGAAGUUGUAAAAAUUGUUUGAUGCUGUGAUGAAUGUAUGCCAUGUGCCUUCACUAAUUUUUAUUUUCCCACAAAGCGCACAAAGUCCAAUGUUUGUAUUUGAUGAUUUGUUAAAUAAAAACAUUUAUGAACCAAA
Messenger RNA from Cyprinodon tularosa, 4659 nucleotides. It is a transcript of the gene gpd2, whose product is annotated as glycerol-3-phosphate dehydrogenase 2 (mitochondrial). Gene Ontology annotation, molecular function: calcium ion binding; glycerol-3-phosphate dehydrogenase (quinone) activity. Gene Ontology annotation, biological process: glycerol-3-phosphate metabolic process. The transcript is spliced from 18 exons. Lineage: Eukaryota; Metazoa; Chordata; Actinopteri; Cyprinodontiformes; Cyprinodontidae. Bases 125 to 2317 code for a protein of 730 amino acids. Gene Ontology annotation, cellular component: mitochondrion; glycerol-3-phosphate dehydrogenase (FAD) complex. The record is from RefSeq and is a predicted model, not a curated record.